CCUAUCGAAUUAAGCAACCCAACAAAAGAAAGUCCACAUUGUUAAUAAAUAAAAUGAAGAAUUUCGGAAUAUUAUUCUAUUUUCUUUUCAUUCUCCUUGCCUCAACCCAGCUGAUUCGCUUCUCCACAGCCGACGCUUCGCCGGAGGCCGUCCUCGACAUCGACGGCAAGAAGCUCCGAGCCGGCGUCAACUACUACAUCCUCCCCGUUUUCCGCGGCAGAGGCGGCGGCCUAACCCUAGGCAACCUCCAAUCGGAGAAAUGUCCACUCAACGUCGUUCAAGAACAACUCGAAGUAAUGAACGGAUUUCCAACAACAUUUCAUCCUGUAAACCCUAAAAAGGGAGUGGUCCGAGUUUCAACCGAUUUGAAUGUACAAUUCGAGGCGAGUACGAUCUGCGUGACAUCGACGGUGUGGAAAUUGGACAAAUUCGAUGAAUCGACAGGACAAUGGUUGGUGACGAUCGGCGGAAGCAGGGGAAAUCCGGGAGUGGAGACGGUGGAUAACUGGUUCAAAAUUGAGAAGCAUGGUAAGGAUUACAAAUUGGUGUUCUGUCCGACUGUUUGUAAUUUCUGUAAAGUUAUGUGUAGAGAUAUUGGAAUCUUCUUCAAGAAUGGAGAAAGGGCUUUGGCUUUGAGCGAUACGCCAUUCCCUGUUAUGUUCAAGAAAGUUUAAUUGAAAGAUUAAAGUGAAUGAGUUUGUGAAAUAGUUUGUGUUUAAUUCAUGUAUAAGUGUUUUAUCUUAAUUAAAUAAAAGAUAUGGUUAUUGCUUGUUUAUUAUUAGAA
Molecule: messenger RNA, 784 nt
Organism: Cucumis sativus (cucumber)
Lineage: Eukaryota; Viridiplantae; Streptophyta; Magnoliopsida; Cucurbitales; Cucurbitaceae
Product: kunitz trypsin inhibitor 5
Exons: 1
Coding region: 54-674 (206 amino acids)
Molecular function (GO): endopeptidase inhibitor activity
Source: RefSeq, a predicted model, not a curated record